This is a messenger RNA of Misgurnus anguillicaudatus (oriental weatherfish), 4826 nucleotides long. The record is from RefSeq and is a predicted model, not a curated record. NCBI's taxonomy places the organism in Eukaryota, Metazoa, Chordata, Actinopteri, Cypriniformes, Cobitidae.
AGCGCGCGCUGCAAUUCCAGUACGGGACGGUUGAGAUGUGUGUCCGGGAAUGUCAUGAGUAAAACGUUUCGCAAACCAUCUGUCCCAAGCCGGCUGUCUGAAGUGAAUUCCGAAGGAUGACUUUUACACGUUUCUGAGGAUAAUUUCAACUUCAAAAACAUCGAGUCUGUCUUGGUGGAAUUUGAUAAAACGCAAAGGAUUGUUUUUAAAAACGGACUUCACUACGAACAGGGGGAGCAGCGAAGCCAUAAUUUGAGUAUGGGUCCCGAGGAGUCACUUGACAUUAUGGGCCCUCCGGCUGUGACUUUGCGUUCCCCUUCCAAUCGUCACCUGAUCGAGCUCGACCCCUGGAGAAGACACAGCUGGGAGCCCGGAGCCGUGGCGCAGGGGUGUAUUCCCAAUGACACCCGCAGUGCAAGUCUGGAGGAUCUGGACCCAGACGAGAUGGCCUUAGUGCUGAAUGGUGCAUUGAGGUCUAAGAGAGCUCGAGAGUCCCGGAGAUCUGUCACUCAAAUUUCCCUCACAUCACUUACAGAGGAGGAAGUCGGAGUUGAACAUCAAGAACAUCAUCGCUCGGCGCUGGAGGAACAGUCUAAUCACAUGCAUGGCUGCAGUGCCUCCGCCCCCAGUCUGUGUAUUAUGCGGCCAAGGAGCUCUGCCCCUCGCCCACGCUCUUACGGCCAUGACAGUGUUUCGUACCACCAGUUUGGAGGAUCAUCUCACAGUAUUGACAGUGAGUGUUUAGAAUUCGACAGAGGCCAAAUAAAGGAAGAGGGAGACGAAAACAAAAGGGAUACGUCAGGAAAUCGCCUGGAGCGAACCCUAAGCUUCCUGCGCAGGAUGGCCGCCCAGCGUAAGAAUAAGGAGAAGGAACGCAUGAGAGAGAGAGAAAGAGAAGCGAGGGAGAGAGAGGCACGCUACAGUAACGGCCACCUCUUCAACUGUCUUACUGUGUCUGGAACAACGCUAUGCUCGGCCUGCAACAAGAGCAUCACGGCUAAAGAGGCUCUUAGCUGCCCGACUUGUAACGUCACCAUCCACAAUCGCUGCCGGGACACGUUGCCGAACUGUGUGAAAAUGAAACAAAAGCAGCAGAAACUGGCGCUGAUGAGGAACAAUUCGGCCUAUCAGAACGUGACGUUGAGGAACAAAGCACAUUUAAAAGAUAGACCCAGCUCAGCCAUUUACCCUUCAGACAGUCUUCGGCAGUCACUGCUAGGUGCUCGACGCGGGCGAUCUUCUCUCUUAUUGUCCAAAAGCGUCUCAACCAACAACAUUGCAGGGACUCUGAAUGAUGACUCUCCUCUGGGACUGCGCAGGAUCUUGUCCCAAUCCACAGACUCUCUCAACUUCAGGAGCAGGACCAUGUCCAUGGAGUCACUUAACGAUGAGGGAGAGGGAUACUUCAAUUCUUUGUUGGAAGAGCUGGAGUACGAGGGGCGGGAAUUUGAAGCGGAUUCCUGGAGCAUGGCCGUUGACUCUGCUUACCUGCAGACCCACCGUAAAGACGUUAUCAAGAGACAGGAUGUCAUUUAUGAGUUGAUCCAGACGGAGAUUCACCACGUGCGGACGCUUCGGAUCAUGGAGGGGGUGUUUAGACGGGGUAUGCUUGAAGAGGUGCAGCUGGAGCCGGGGGUCGUACAUGCGCUGUUCCCCUGCCUGGAGCGACUGCUGUCGCUGCAUACACAUUUCCUCAACCAGCUCCUCGCUCGCCGCUCCCACAGCCUUCAAAAUGACAGCACUAAUAAUUUCACCAUCACCCAGAUCAGUGAUGUGCUUAUGAAACAGUUUUCAGGUCAAUGUGCAGAUGAAAUGCUGAAGGCCUACGCCGAAUUCUGCAGUCGUCACAUGAAAGCUGUCAAACUGUACAAAGAGCUGCUGGCUAGAGACAAGAGACUCCAGCUCUUCGUACGGAGGGCGAGUCGGGGACCUCUGCUCCGUCGUCAUGGGUUCCAAGAGUGCAUCCUGCUGGUUACCCAGCGCAUUACCAAAUACCCCGUCCUGGUGCAGCGUAUCUAUGACAACACCAAAGACAAUCCCGAGGAAGCUGCAGGCCUGUCUCAAGCUCUGUGUCACAUACGCGAGCUGCUCAGCUCCAUAGAUCAUCAGGUGAUGGAGCUGGAAAGGACACAUCGGUUACAGGAGAUCCGUUCCAAGGUCGACCCGCGUGCCGAGGCUAAACUCCGCUCUGGAGCUUUGUUUAAACCGGCAGAAUUUCUCCGCAGACAAUUGAUCCAUGAAGGGACGCUACUCUGGAAAACCCCCAGCUCUCGACUCAAAGAUGUUCAUGUUCUGUUGAUGACGGACAUUUUAGUUUUCUUGCAAGAGAAGGAUCAAAGGUUCAUCUUUGCCAGUUUGGAUAAGUCGGCAGUUGUUUCGCUGCAGAAUCUAUUGAUCAGAGAUAUAGCCAAUCAGGAGCGAGGGCUGUUCCUGAUCAGCGAGUCCAGCCCACCUGAGAUGUACGAGCUUUACGCUGCAUCCAAAGAGGAUAGAAACACCUGGAUACGGCUCAUCCAGCAAACCAUCAGCAGCUGUCCCUCAAGAGAAGAAUUCCCGUUAAUAGAAACAGAAGAUAAGGCCCUUCUGCGAAGACUCAAAGCUGAUAUCCAGCAGAAGGACAGGGAGGUGUUAGAGCUUCUUCAGGAGCGGGUAACCUUGUUUUCUGACAUGGCAGAGGUUAUGGGAGGUUACGAGAUCGCCCUGCCGCCUUGUUCCAGAAACCUUUUUAGAGCCGAUUCUUCUCAGGCCCCGCAGGGAGAACAGCUACUCACUCACGCCAUAACCGAAGUGGACAGGUUGACAGAGCUGCUGUUAGGAUCUGAUUUUGAGAUUUCUGUGCCCUGCAGUUCCAACGGCCACCACAACCACACUGGAGCGCUAGUAAUCAAUGGUCAAGAGGUGCUAGUCAAUGGCUCUCAGGAAAACCAAGCUGCUCAGGAUGGAAAUGGGAAUCAAAUGGCAGACAAAAUAUCUAGUGAGGGGGUGUCACAAAGACUGGUUAAUCUCAGUGCACAACUACACGCUCUGCAGGGUGUGGUGAUACAACAAGACUCCAUCUUAGAGCUCACCCUACGGGAGAACCCUGUGUCUCCAGCCACUACAGUGUUUCGUGCGGUUCGCUCUAUGUCCCGGGAUGCCGCGAGUGACGUAGGCUCGAUGGGCGAGCUGACGCUGCUGCAACGGCAACACAGUCUCUUACAGGAGGAGCUUGUGCGACUCAGGGUAGCUGAAGGAAAACUCAGGGAGAGCGAGAGAGCAAGAGCCCAGCUGGAAAAACAGCUCAGGGAUCUUAAGAGCAAUAGUGCCGCUCCAGUGGACAGUACUGGAACUACAGGCUCACAGGCCCCACCCACUCGCAGAGAGAGCGAUACGGACCCCAACCCUGACAUACCAUUGGUCAGUCAGGAAUCUAUGGACCAAUCGGAUGGCUUGCAGGAAUGCAGUGACGUAGAAGUGGACGUGAUAUCCGAUGAUGAUGAUGACGACGACGACGACGACGACCAGGUGGAUUCUAGGAGGUCUCCUCGUUCAGAAAGUCCCAGAGAUUUACAAGACAUUCCCGAGGAAAGCGAGUCAGCCGUGGAUUCCCGGGGACCCUGCGAAUCAAACUGCUAAUAUUUUUCAAUUCUCAAUAAGACUGACCUGUGUCUGAGGGGAACGGACUCUAGACUGAGCAAGUCUUCCUCCUAACAGGACAAAAGAAAUCAUAUUUAGUGAAAAUACAUUUCAUUGUACAUGUACAGUAUUUAGGUUUAUCCAGUAAUUUUGCUUAAAGCUUCUAUGUGGAUGUUUGUGGCAUGUUAAUAUUCAACAUGCCUUCUUUUUUUGUAUCAUAUGAAUCAUAUAGCGUUUGACAUCCAUUGACCAAUUGUGAUUUGGAGAUGGAGUCAUGCACAUGGGACUUUGCACUUGAUAGUGGAAUGAGACAGUAUCUAAAUCAACCAAAUGUAACUGUUUUAUGACCCAGCUCUCAAGGGUACCUGCAGUAACCAUUCAGAUUUUAUACGUACUGUAUGUGAGAUACUAACACAUACUCGUAACAUAUAUAUGAAUGUAUACAUAUAUAUGUUUUUGCUGUAGAACACAAGGCCAGAAUAGAGCUUUUUUUUAAAACGUAAAACGUAUUAGUUCAUGAGAGGUCUUUGUGAUGCUUUAUUUUAAAUUAUUUAUUUUGGUCGGAGAGAUUAAAUGUUAAUAGAAAGCUUAACAAGCGAAAGAAGUCCGCAACAAUGAUCCGGGACCAAUUUCUAUGGCUAUUUUAUGGACAUUGUUGUAAUAGUUUAAUGAUCGCUAGGUUUUAACAAAACCGAGGGCUCUUUUAUGAUAAAAAAUAUAUUGCAGUUGACUGCAAUACAUAGAGAUAUAUUUGCAUCUAUAGCAAAGAACGUAAUAACCCAGGAACGGUUUUUUUUUAUUGGUUUCUAAGCCACAGUGUGCGUUUAUUUUGUAAAUGCAAGAUGGUUUAUCGACUGAAAUGUAUCACAAAUAUCUGCCAGUAAUUUCAACUUGAUGUGUCUUACUACAAUUUCCUUAAUUCUUUCAGUUUGGUUAAGAAUGUUUUUGCAACUACUUGAUUUUGUGCCAAAAUUUGCUUGACUGAAUAUUGCUCAAAUGUAUUAUGCUUUUGUUCGGUUCAACAUUUCAGGAAGCAGAUAUUAUUGUAUGGCGUCGUUCUUCAUACUGUAAAGCUGAACAAAACAUAGGAUUUAUAGAUGUCACAUAAAAUGUUUGUAUGGAAAAUGGGAUGUACAAAGUUUAUACAAUGUUUUCGAUAUUGAAGUGGAUAUAGAAGACUGAGUUAAGGAAUUAAAACAGUUCAUAUACAA